Molecule: messenger RNA, 3024 nt
Organism: Falco peregrinus (peregrine falcon)
Lineage: Eukaryota; Metazoa; Chordata; Aves; Falconiformes; Falconidae
Gene: PEAR1
Product: platelet endothelial aggregation receptor 1
Cellular component (GO): membrane; extracellular region
Molecular function (GO): protein binding
Source: RefSeq, a predicted model, not a curated record
GAGCGGGAAUGAGGCGAGGCAGAGGGCGAAGCCAUCAUCUUCCCCGCGCAGGAUGGUGCUGCGGGCCACGGUUGCUGGCGGUGCAGGUCUGGCUCCUGGCCGCCCUCCGCCCAGUGACCCCAACGUCUGCAGCUACUGGGAGAGCUUCACGGCGGCGGUGAAGGAGUCCUACACCAAACCCCACGUGUGCCCCCCACCCCAGCCCUGCCCGGGGUCCCCCCUGCCCUGCCUGCAGCAGAGGAUCGCGUACCGCACCGAGUACCGCCAGGCCAUCCGCACCGAGUACCGCCGGCGCUACCAGUGCUGCCUGGGCUACUACGAGAGCCGCGACGCCUGCGUCCCGCGCUGCACCCAGGAGUGCAUCCACGGCCGGUGCGUAGCCCCCGACCUCUGCCAGUGCGAGCCAGGCUGGCGCGGCUCCGACUGCUCCAGCGAGUGUGACCAGCAGUCGUGGGGGCCGGGCUGCGGGCAUCGCUGCGACUGCCAUCACGGGGCCCCCUGCGACCCCCUGACGGGGGUCUGCUCCUGCCCCCCUGGCUUCGCCGACCCUCUGUGCCACCAGCCGUGUCCCCCCGGCACCUACGGCCAGGGCUGCCGCCUGCCCUGCCCCUGCCACCACCAAGCCCCCUGUAACACCUCAACCGGCGCCUGCCUCUGCCCCCCGGGGCUGGCCGGCCCCCUCUGUGAGGUGCCCUGCCCCGAAGGGACACCCUGUGACACCCCCUGCCCCUGCCAGAACGGGGGCAUCUGCCACCCCCACGGCACCGGUGCCUGCGUCUGCCCCCAUGGAUGGAUGGGGGAGAUCUGCUCCGUGCCGUGCCCCCCUGGGCGCUUCGGCCCCGGCUGCCAGGGCGAGUGUCGCUGCCAUAACGGGGGCCACUGCGAUCCCCGGGGGGGGCACUGCCAGUGUGCCCCCGGCUUCACCGGGAGACAGUGCCGGGAGCGGUGCCCGGUGGGGCGGUACGGGCAGGACUGCCAGGAGAGCUGCGACUGUGCCAACGGGGGGCAUUGCUUCCACGUGGACGGGGGCUGCCUGUGCCAGCCCGGCUUCCAGGGCAGCCGCUGCCAGGAGCGCCGCUGCCUGCCCGGCCUCUACGGCCUCCACUGCCAGAACCGCUGCCUCUGCCACCCACAGCACAGCCAGAGCUGCCACCCCUUGCUGGGGGAGUGCAUCUGCCACCCCGGCUGGGCUGGGCUCUUCUGCAACGAGAGUUGCCCCCCCGGCUCCUUCGGGGCCGGCUGCCUGCAGGCCUGCCUCUGCCUGCAUGGGGGGGUCUGCGAUGGGACCACCGGCCGCUGCCGCUGCCCCCCCGGCUACACGGAUGAGCACUGCUCCUCCCUGUGCCCCCCCGACACCUUCGGGACAAACUGCUCAGGGCGCUGCUCCUGCCAGCACUCCCUUGCCUGCUCCCCCCUCGACGGCUCCUGCUUCUGCAAGGAAGGCUGGCACGGAUCCGACUGUUCCGUGCCGUGUCCCACCGGCACUUGGGGUGCCGGCUGCAACCGAAGCUGCGAGUGCGCCCAGGGGGCUACCUGUGACCCCCAGAGCGGCGCCUGCACUUGCCCCCCGGGCUGGCAGGGUCCCCGCUGCCUGCAGCCCUGCCUGAAUGGGACAUUCGGGGUGGGCUGCCGGCAGCGAUGCGACUGCGCCUACGCUGACGGCUGCGAUGCGGUGACCGGAGAGUGCCGCUGCCUGCCCGGCUGGACAGGGCCGCAGUGCAAGCAGCGCUGUCCCCACGGCUCCUGGGGUGACGGGUGCCGCAUGCCCUGCGCCUGCCGCAACGGGGCCGCCUGCUCGCCCCAGGAUGGAUCCUGCACCUGCCCCCCGGGGUACCGCGGGCCCACCUGCCAGCGCCCCUGCCCAGCUGGGCGCUACGGCAAACGCUGCGCCCUGAGCUGCUCCUGCGCCCACGGCUCCUGCCACCCUGCCAACGGCUCCUGCCUCUGCGCCCCCGGCUGGCACGGCCCCCGCUGCGACCAGCCCUGCCCCCCCGGGACCUUCGGGCUGCAGUGUGACCAGCUCUGCCGCUGCCCCCACAACGCCACCUGCCACCCCGCCAGUGGGACGUGCCCCUGCGCCCCCGGCAGGAUCGGGCCCCACUGCGAUGCUGGCACCCCCGAGCAGCCCUACACCAUCGUGCCCGCCCCGCCGGCAGCCUACAGCUCCCUGGGGCUGGUGCUCAGCCUGGUGGCCCUGGUGGCCUUGCUGGUGGCCGUGGUGGCCGUGGUGCUGUGCUACCAUCACCGGCGGAAGGGGAAGGCCAGCCGGCACCUGGCCGUGGCGUACACGGCGGGCCCGACCGACACCUCCGACUACGUGGUGCCAGACGUGCCACCGAGCCACCACGCGCACUACUACUCCAACCCCAGCUACCACACGCUGUCCCAGUGCACGCUGCCACCCCCCGGCUCCGGCGCCCAGGACAGAGCCAGCUCCCUCAAGGCGCCCAGCACCCCGCUCUUCCCCGGCGCUGAGAGACCCCAUGGCCCCGAAGGACACGUCACGCUGCCCCCCGGCUGGAAGCACCUGGGGGCACCGGCCCUGGGCCCCAGGGGGGGGCAGCUGGACCGGAGCUACAGCUACAGCUGCAGCCUGGGGAAGCAGGAGGGCAAAGCCCACCCCUCGGAGGGGCUGGGGGCCAGCGCCAGCUCCCUGGCCAGCGAGAACCCCUACGCCACCAUCAAGGAGCUGCCCCCCCCCACCGCCAGGACCCCCGAGGGCAGCUACAUGGAGAUGAAAUCCCCGGUGCGGAGGGAGAUGUCCUACGCCGAGAUCGGGGACCUGGAGGAGCCACCCCAGGAGGAGAGCUGCCCCGAGGGGGCCGAAGGCGUCACCCCCGCCGCCCCCCCCAGCCAUUACGACUCCCCCAAGAACAGCCACGUCCCCAGCCACUACGACGUGCCCCCCGCCCGCCACUACCCCCCGUCCCCGCCGCUGCGCAGGAAGGACCGCUGAGGGGGUGGGGGGGGGGCCAGGGGCUGGGGGGUCCCUGGGGCUGUCCCUGUCCCCGGGGGGGGGCGGGG